AUGCCUGUGGUUCCAUCGGGUCGACUGCGACUCAAGCAUGCCGCCAACUUGAUCAACCACCACCUCUCCGACCUCAACAUCCUCUUUGAACCCCAACUGCGCGAAUCUGUCGGACCCACCGGCACUGAAUACGUGUUCAUCGACUACCUGCAAGAAGCUAUUCCCGAACUCAAGGAUCUGAACGAAACUCAAGUGCGACGUGCCAUCAAAUACGAUGCCGUCGACAGACUUGAGCUGCACCCAGAACACAGCCAGGUGCGACGUUGCAGGCCGUUUGACGAGACAGAGGCAGUCGAUCGGAUGCUGUUUGUGGACGAUAUCGACAUUUUGGGUCACGAGGACGAUCCCACUGCCAUCUUUCAACAACUCCUCCUCCCUUACCCCGGCGAACCUCUCGACCUGCCAUCGUCUCAUAACAACAACGACGAUAGCAGCCAAGAGGAGGACAAUGACGACGACGAGAGCGAUCCUUCACAGGCAUCGACUGACCACCAGGCACUCAACAAUCAGACCAUCAUCCGACCCUAUGGCAACAAGCCCACUCGCUUCUUCCAAGGGUUCUGUUAUGUCGAAUUCCCAUCUCGAGAUCUCUGCCUCCAAAUGUCCACCAGAAUCCUCUCCCGGAACAAUUCUGUCCGCGUUAUGCCCAUGAGGCAAUGGCGCAAGCUGGAGAGCGAAUACCUGAGUCUCAGAACGAAGGCACACGCCCACUAG
Messenger RNA from Linnemannia hyalina, 714 nucleotides. The record is from the annotation of a GenBank genome assembly. NCBI's taxonomy places the organism in Eukaryota, Fungi, Mortierellomycota, Mortierellomycetes, Mortierellales, Mortierellaceae.